Molecule: messenger RNA, 1083 nt
Organism: Rhizoctonia solani
Lineage: Eukaryota; Fungi; Basidiomycota; Agaricomycetes; Cantharellales; Ceratobasidiaceae
Exons: 2
Coding region: 1-1083 (360 amino acids)
Source: RefSeq, a predicted model, not a curated record
AUGACUCGGGCCUUGACUUGCGACGUUCUAGCUCUCAUCAUUGAACAACUAGUGGGAAACAAACAUAGACUUUUCGAAAUCUCUUUCCUGUCAAAAGAAAUUUAUUCGCUGGUGCUACCUGUACUGUAUCGGUCAAAUGAUUUUCUGGACCUAGCGGAAGCGUUGCAUUUUUGCAAUGCAAUUACUCAUCAUUCAAAAUCACCCGGACGUUUUGUUCAUACGCUUUACCUUCAGGUUUCAUUCUGGGGAAUCCCCAGCUCUCCAAUAACACCUGAUCCGGCAGUAUUCGAGUUUAUUCGGUCAUCGCUCAAUCUGAUGCCAAACCUUCGAGAGUUAUCACUUUUUGGAUUCAGCCUGUUUAGCCCAAUGGAUUUAUCCGGGUCUCCUUUCAAACUGAAGUCUCUUCUAAUAAGCCCACCCACCGAUAUACACAUCGCCAAGUUUAUUAGUAGCCAGCCGACCAUCGUCGAUCUCAACAUUACCUCCUUCACGCUCACUCGCCAAUGCGUCAACAUCGAUCAUUUUAUUGAUCCAACAAUGCUUCCUGAUCUGCAUACUAUUACUGGUUGUCCAGGACUUAUCGCGUCCCUGGCUCCCGGACGCCCACUUACCAAUGUUAUUAUACGGCCGUGUCAUGUACACGACUCCAAUAAGGCCGAUAUCAUCAAAUAUAUUGCUUCCUUGGAUCACACAACUGCACCUAUUCAAAGCCUACAUUUUGACUCCGACGACCGUCCUGAGUUCAGCGGUUGGGAUUUCGUUGAGUGUUUAAAAGCUACGGGGAUACCCUUGAGCUUGGUAUGCUUAACUGUUAAAGCCAACCUACUGGACUUUGCGACCCAGCAGGCAAAAAAUCCAAGUUACCUGACCGAAAUCGCGCAGGUGCUUCAAGGAUUCGCCUGUCUCCAAUAUUUUGAAGUGGAAGAGGCUGUUCAAGGUCUCAUCCAAGAGCAGCUAUCAGCUCAUGAGGUUAUUGAUAUGGUAUUUGCCGUAAUUGAGCGACAAGCUAACCUCAAAGAUUUAUGGAGGCAGAAUUGUCCCAGUUUGACCAGUGUCAAACUCUUUGACAAAACGAUAUUCUAA